UUUUGUUUACAAAUGUCUUUAUUUUAAUAAUUUUAUUAUUGCAAUUUUGCAAUUACACUUUACGGGUUGUGACUGAAAAAUUAAUUUAUUAAUAAUGGAGUAUGAUUAUUCUAACUCAAAUUUUAACAAUAGCAAUUUUAUGCAGCGAAAUAAUUUCCAACGUCCGACCGGGAAAUAUAAACAAAAGCUUAUGGUAUUAAAGCGAAAUAUUAGAGAAUUUGUUCAUGAAAAUGCGGCAUUGGUAGACGAAUUAGAGGAAAUCCAGAUGAAUAUAAUUAUUAAAAAAGAAGAGCGGAAGUUUCUUUUAAAGAAAUUAUGUGAAUAUGAACCUCAAGUAGCUUUAGAAGUACAGAAUGCAGCUAAAGACGGGCCUAUAAGUCGACCAAGUGUAACCCAUAUCUCCUCCAACAAUUCAGUUUCAGAAAAGAAAUCUAAAAAGAAAGUGCAUAUGAGUUCUUCAGAUAGGCGUUCUUCCAGUUUAAAGUCAAGAAAAAGUUCAUCGAAAGGCAGAAAGAAGAUUAUUCAGCCUGUUCCUGUUGAUCAUAAUGGCAAACCAAUAUUUCCUAUCGAAUUAGGCCGGCUGACAGUGCAUUCAUUGGGAGAAGUAGUUCAUACUAGGUCCGAAUUUCAUACUGAAAAUGCAAUUUAUCCAGUAGGAUAUGUUUCAACAAGGAUAUAUGGUAGUUUAAAGGAUCCAACACAGAAAUGUGUUUACACUUGCAAGAUAUCAGAUGCCAAUGAUAUACCGAGAUUUGAAAUAGCAUCUGAUGACCACUGCCCUCCAAUUACUGGCGACACUCCUGAUGUGUGCCAUUCUCUCCUUUUGCAGAGUAUUAAUGAUUCCUUAUCACUGAACGUAGUUAGUACAAGGCCGAGAGGUCACGACUUCUUUGGUCUGUCUCAUCCAACAGUUCUUCACCUCAUUCAGAGCUAUCCAGGAGUUCGAAGAUGUGCAAACUAUAAGUGGAUUAAGUUUGAAGUUUCCAAAAAUUGUGACAUGUAUACAGAUGACAACGACGCGGGAUUAAGCUAUGAAUAUUUGCAAAGAAGUAUAAACUUUUGUAAAUAUAAAAUGGCGCCCGAUGUUUUACAGAGACCUGAUGAUUUUUUAGAUUCUAAGGAUAACUUGGUACUUUUUUAAUAAAUUGUAUACAAUAA
This is a messenger RNA of Diabrotica balteata, 1158 nucleotides long. Lineage: Eukaryota; Metazoa; Arthropoda; Insecta; Coleoptera; Chrysomelidae. The record is from the annotation of a GenBank genome assembly.